Molecule: messenger RNA, 4982 nt
Organism: Salmo salar (Atlantic salmon)
Lineage: Eukaryota; Metazoa; Chordata; Actinopteri; Salmoniformes; Salmonidae
Product: fibroblast growth factor 12
Molecular function (GO): growth factor activity
Source: RefSeq, a predicted model, not a curated record
ACACUCUCUCCCUUGCUCCGCUGCCCCUCCUGCCUCUCGCUCUCUCCGUGCUCCUCUCAUUUUUUUCUGUGCCCCAGAGAAUUCCUCAUCCAAACCUCAAUCACGUAUGAUUGCGUAGAGUGAGAGAGAGAUCGAAAGGUGAGCCCAUUCACGCUUGCCUGUCGGCGAGAGCACACGCCACACAUCCACACGGAACGCAUUGGAAAUACUCCUUUUGGCUACACCAAUGGUUUUGUAGGCAAUAAGAAAAAAAGGCGUUUUGGGAAAUCUUUAUAGCCUACCUACGGACAAAUAAUAACAACAAAACGCAUAUUUGUUUUCUCACAUCGUAAAAGCCCAAUCACCAUGUUGCUGCUGCAUUCUCGCAGACCAUUAUCUUUCCCCGGCUGUGCUCGCGGGGUCUGCUACUGGUAGAGCGGCUGGCGCGCUGGCACAAAUGCCCGUAGUCCUCGGGAGCAAGUGGGGCAGCCAAAUAGACAGUCGCCUAGCUCUCGUCGCCUCUCCAUUCGGCGUUGUAUUUGGCUUAAUACGUUGAAAAGUUAUGAGGCGUUGCAUUAACGCAGCUGUUGACGAAAUUGUUUACAGUGAAGUUUAAGGUGUCUCGAAUGCAUUAUGGUGCUGGAUAUUUUGCCACUUACCGACUUUCCGUGCAAAUGAGGAUUGCACAGAGGGAGACGGUCGAUCUUGUCAGACUUGGCGCCAUUCAACUGGAAUACCUGGGACUCAAUUGUGUGCACGCACGCUCCGACAACACACAAACUUAUUUACCACUGUUGUAACAUUUUUUUUUUAAUAGCCUACAUUUUGUAGCCAUGAUUUUAUCCGUGCGUAAAUUGGCGGCAUAUGUUUUAUGAGUCAAUGGCAUGUGACGCUUUCCCUGCAAGGAAUUUGUGACUGUAGGCUGGUAUUGUUCCCCAGGAUGCAGUAUGAAGCCCGAUGAUGCGCGGGACUUGGUGGAAUUUCUAAAGGGGAUCGGAAUGACAUUUGAGUAAACCCCCGUGGACCGUAAAUUCGAUUUUCUCCACCCGGUUCUUUUUUGCACCAAACAGUCGCACACAACUCGACAUCUGUCCAACGAUUCUGGGCUCGGUUUCGGUUCGGCUCGCCCGCGAGGGAGAUGGCCGCAAUCGCCAGCUCCUUGAUCCGACAGAAACGCCAGGCGAGGGAGUCAAACAGUGACCGGGUCUCCACUACUAAACGGCGCCCCAGCCCCAGCAAAGACCCACGUUCCAUAUGCGAGCGGCAUUUCUUGGGGGUCUUCAGCAAAGUCCGUUUCUGCAGUGGCAAGAAAAGACCAGCCGCUCGGCGGCGACCAGAUGCACCCUCCAAACCUCCACAGGUGUCCCGUAAGGGCGGCAGGCUAGAGCCGCAGCUGAAAGGCAUCGUGACACGAUUGUUCAGCCAGCAGGGCUUCUACCUGCAGAUGCAGCCGGACGGCUCUAUCGAUGGCAGCAAGGACGAGAACAGCGACUACACCCUGUUUAAUCUAAUUCCUGUGGGUCUGAGGGUGGUGGCCAUCCAAGGGGUGAAGGCCGGCCUCUACAUUGGAAUGAACGGAGAAGGAUUCCUCUACAGCUCAGAAAUGUUCACGCCGGAGUGCAAGUUUAAGGAGUCGGUGUUUGAGAAUUACUACGUGAUCUACUCGUCCACUGUGUACCGGCAGCAGGAGUCCGGUCGGGCCUGGUUUCUUGGCCUUACCAAGGAAGGCCAGGUCAUGAAGGGGAACAGGGUCAAGAAAACCAAGCCCUCCUCACACUUUGUCCCCAGGCCCAUUGAAGUGUGUAUGUAUAGGGAGCCGUCGCUGCAUGAGAUCGAAGAGAAACAGCGCUCCAGGAAGAGCUCAGGGACUCCCACCAUGAACGGAGGGAAAGCUGUCAACCAGAACUCCUAGCAGCAGGGCCCCAAGGGUGGGGGGGCACUAGGGGGGCCUGUGUCCCCCCUCUCUUAAAUAGAGGGGAGAGAGGCUACAGACCCCCCUCACCACCAUGCCCUCUGAAGGGAUGGACCGCCACGAGGGGGAGGAGCUACACCCAAGAUGACUAAAAACUGAACUCUCGCCUGUGAAAAUCUUUUAGACGAAUAUCAAGAUAAACCCAGAGGAAAACAAAAAACAACGACAAACAUUUUCAAUCAGGAGUUGACCUACGUUUUAUGCAAAAAAGAAAAAAAAAGCUGUGACAAAGGAAUGGUGGUCUCUUCACAAUACAAAUAUCUAUCGUUUCCAAUUUAAGCUGUGAAAAAUGAGCUUUAAAGACAUGUUCAAUUUCCCAUGCAUUGAUUUUAUGAACGCUAUGGCACCCUCACAUGCUUAAUUGUGUUACUGUUGUCCAAUAAUAACAAUAUUACUUAUGUGUUGAUAACUCUUCAUCCCAAUUUAGUAUCAUGGGUAUUCUGUUUUUCAUUUGAGACUGUAGACAUGAAAAAUUGUUGGUAUUUUUUAUUGCUUGACAUUGAAUGCACUUUCACACUGCAUACACUGGUGUGAGGGUAAAGAAUGAAUAUAUAUGAGAAGUCGCUGGUGGGCUCGGUUGGAACAGGAAUGGAUGAGUGGGAUGGCUUUUGCUCAGGUGAUAUACUGUCGGUGUGGAAUAGGUUGUGUGGAUCUUGGAUUCCUUUCCUAUCUCCACAUACUCUUUGAUAUGACAGGACUAGACAACUAAAAGCAAUAUGGCUGCUACUCCACCAAGCCUCAUAGUAGUCCUCUAGCAUAUUAUGGUGCGUUCGAGUGCUGAUGGAAAUGUGGAAAUACGAGUUCCUGACCCAGGAAUAAUGAUUGAACGACCCUCAAAGUCUGAGUUCCAAGUGGGAAACACGGUCCAGAAUGAAGAUACUGAAGUUUACGAGGUGUGACGUUUCAUCACUGACCUUUCCAUUUUUCGACCACUAGACGAUAAAAGAAAGCCAUUUACAACCGUAACCAUCUGACUAAUGUAGCUCGGUGGAUCAAUACAGUAUAUAGUUUGACAUAUUGUCAACAUAAGCAACGUUAGCUAGAUUAGCCAUCUAGCAAAAAUGCCAUUGGUUGAAGAGCACUUGAAAGCACUCAUGUUGUAUUUACAACUUCACCAACUGGGAAAUAUCAGAUUCCGAGGACCAUUCGAACGCACCAUUACUCUCAAUGAUCCAGUCCUGUGAACUUAAUGGUCAAGAGGGAAAGGAUAGCCUUGUAAUAUUAUCAAUACUCUGGCAAAGUGGGUAUAGCCAGGAGGAAAAAAGAUUGAUAGAGCUUCUGGUUGUUUUUGUUUGGUGUGCCCAGUACUAAUAAGGGUAUUUUUUCUAAUAAGGUCUGGGUUGGCCAAUCCUAGGGUGAAAUGCAAUAUUCUCUCCAGAAAAGGAAACUUGGCUAGCAUCCGCCAAUCAAGGAUUCUUUCAUGAUUAUUUGGAACAGGUCUACUUCACCUCUUUAUGAGCUUUGACAAUACUUUCUUCGAAGUGCGUCAGAGAAUGCUUUUAGCCGGUACAAAUAAAUUAUGAAAAUGUCCUUGGGAAGGCACGUUGUUGUGGCUUGUGUAAGGGCUCAGCAGACUCAGGCUGCUUGGGGCUAAGGUGAUUAUGAAAGCUAUCCAAGUAUUCGUCCCAAUACUCUUAAGAUUAUUCCUCUCCUUGUGUCUUUAUCUUUGUUAUCAGUACACUGAGCAGACUAGAAAUGUCACAAUUGGUUGAUGGGGUGUAGCGCAUUCAUUUUAUGUAAUUAGUCUCUUUAUAUCUGUGGCCAUGAGGGAAAAGAAACAAAGGAAGUAUUUUAAGAUCAUUUUCGACAAAGCCCCUGUGAGCUCAUCCUCUUCCAUCAUUACCCUUUCACCUACGACACUAAUCAACAAUAACCUAGCACAAUGCAACGGGAAGGAGCCCAGCCAUCCAAAACCAACAAAAACAAAAUUUGGAUGCCGGAAGGUUCGUUUGCCCUGAGAGUCUGUAAAUAUUUCACUUUUUUGUACUUACAGGCUGGCAUCCCAAUGGCUUCCAUCUCAGUAGGUUUUGUGAGCCAUGAAAUGAGCCGAUUGCUGCAUUGUGGAAAUGAGCCGAUUGCUGCAUUGUGGAAAUGAGCCGAUUGCUGCAUUGUGGAAAUGAGCCUCCGCCAUUUCAUAAAUCAAAUGUAGGAGAGUGGCUGUAUAUACGAAGAGUAAAAAGGCUGGUUAAACCAGUAGGGAAGGCAGGGAGGAAUCUCCCCCAUCACCAAGAUGGAGAAGUCACCGUGUCCACUGAUCCUAUCGUUCGUCUAACUCAGGAAGUCCCACUCCAGUCUAAUGAACGGAGUCUGACAACAAGGCGGGCCACCCUUGCCCAGCACCUAAUGCACAAAGCCUGGCCAAAGGUGUGGUCUUGGGGGGGGGUUGGGUCAGGGGUGUUGGUGGCAGAGUGGGGGGUCUGGAAGUCUUGGGAUCUGGCCAGGGCAUGAGAUAGGGGAUGUCAGGGUGUCAUGUCAGACACUUCCUCAAUUAACUGCGGCAGGUCAUGGCAGAAGACCAGCACAAGUCUUCCACUGCGAUCAGGAGAGAGCUGGGCUCAGUUCUGCAGUAGUUGCUCCAGUUUAAAUAGCCCAAAGGCACAGAUCUAGUAAUCGGCUUACUCUCCCUCAGUUCUAACCUUAACCAUUAGGGGAUAGGGACGCAAAACUGACCUUGGAUCAGCAUCAACUUCAUACUACUCAAAAGGAUGUACUUUACAUAACCUGCUGGCAGAGAAGAAGGGAGGAUAGAAAUGAGGGGUUAAGAAUAGGGAGUGAGAGUAAAAUAGGGGAUAUGCGAGUGAACUAAGAGAUCACUUUUGGGGGACAAAAUUAAAAUGCCAGAGCGAUAGCGCAGGGGCUCAAUACUGUGUAAAGAGAUAUUAUAUUUAUGUUUGUUUGCAAAUGAUUUCACCGUAAAUGGAACUCAAGCAUAUAUGCAUUAUGAAUUGUGAGAUGAAAAAAAUGCAUUGAUAUUUAAAAAUCAGAAUGAAGUUAGUGAUUGUUUAAGAAUAAAAAUACAUUAUCAAAAGCU